Molecule: messenger RNA, 1183 nt
Organism: Arachis duranensis
Lineage: Eukaryota; Viridiplantae; Streptophyta; Magnoliopsida; Fabales; Fabaceae
Product: zinc finger protein 3-like
Exons: 1
Coding region: 116-994 (292 amino acids)
Biological process (GO): negative regulation of abscisic acid-activated signaling pathway
Source: RefSeq, a predicted model, not a curated record
ACUUGAGCAUAUAAUCCUUAUUCCAAAUCCAAACAUACAUAUUACAUAGGAUAAUAAUAAGACCAAAUAAAACCAUUAUUUGUCUCCCCUCUAUUUUAUCCACUCUCAAGAACCCAUGGAAACACUACUUCCUACCAAUAACAAACACUUCUUCUCUACUCCUCCAACUCCAUGUACACCACAACACAAGAAUCAACAAUCUUUGCAAGACGAAGAAGCCGAAGAAGAAAAGGAUACAAACAUAGAUAAUAACAAUAAUGCUUUGUUAUUAUUGGAUUUGAAUGUCUCCGGCAACCAAGACGAUCUGGACGACGGAUCGCCCGAACUCAACCUCAUAACUUGUUUGGAUAUGGAUUCAUUAUCCAAUCACAAAAAUAAUUCUCCAUCAGAAGAAGAACCGUCAUUAUUACCAGACAAAUCGAAUUGUCUUGGUGACGGUUCAUCUUCUUCCGACGUAGAAAUGAGGGUUUUUUCUUGCAAUUAUUGCCAGAGAAAAUUCUACAGUUCGCAAGCACUUGGCGGACACCAAAACGCUCACAAAAGGGAGCGAUCGAUAGCCAAGAGAGGCCACAGAUUCGGGACGCAAAUACUCUCCUCUACACCAGCCUUUGGAAUGAUUCCACUUCGCUACGCCGCCGCCUCCGCCGUCAGCAUAGCGUCUCUGCCGCUCCACGGCAGCGCGUGUGGCAACAGAGGACUCGGAAUUCAAGCUCAUGCAAUGAUCCACAAACCUUCACACAAUGGACACCAUCACGGUUGGUCAAGACCCCUUAUUGAUCCACAACCGGGUGUUGCAAAACUGGCUAUGGCGGAUUUUCAUCGAACUUCGGCAUUAUCGGCGUCUAGAGGAAGCGUCGGAAGAUUUGAAGUGGUGAACACUGUGAUGAAUUCAGCAUCGCCAAAUAAAGAAAUCAGUGGGUUUUUUCUUAGUAGUGGAACUCAUCGUCAUCAUCAAGAUGAAAUCAAGCACCUUGAUUUGUCUCUCAAGCUUUAAGUGAUGCUAUCAAAUUUUCUCUAUAUUUUGUUAAUUAGUUAGAUCAAUUAGGGAGUCUUAAGAUGAUUUUUUUUUUAAUUAUUCACUGUGUGAUAUAAAUAUUAUUGUGCAUAUUUAAUUUUGCUUCUUGUGAGGAUCAAAGUUCAUUACCAGUUACAAUAGCUUUAGAUAUUUUCUCAGGUUGAGUUA